AUGCUCGGUUACGACACACGCCUCGCACCCCCAAACUUCAUCAAAUCUGCCAGACCCGGCGACGACAGUAAGCACAACUUCGACGUCUGCCAUCACCAUACAAGCCGCGACUCCGUAUACGUGCCAGCAUUCGAAUCGCCGUAUCGAGGUGUCGGAGUAGAGGAGGUCGCCCAGCAUGCCUCCUCCGCCACACAGCAGGCCGGAAAAUGUCCUGAAGGUGCGUUCCCAGGCUCUUAUAUUACCCUCUGCGCUGCGAUGCCCGCUGAGCACGGCCUACAAAUCGAAAGAAGCAGGCCGGGAGCCCGGGCCCAGGAGCUUAUCGGCGUCGGCCAGUCGCAGGCCGCGCUGUCACUGCUCCACGAACAUGUCGUCUCAAAGCGCACCCGGAACAGUCCGAUCGCCUCUCUCGAGCCGGUGAUGAUACUCUUUGUCGAGCUAUGCGUCGAUCUGAGGAAGGGCAAGCUAGCAAAGGACGGCCUGUACCAGUACAAGAACACAGCGCAGAACACAAACGUGGGGACGAUUGAGCUGGUCUUCAAGAAGUUCAUCGAGCUUGCCGAGCAAAAGGUCACCGAAGCCCAAGCUAAAGCCGAUGAAGUCCACGCUGGCACAGAAUCAACUUCCACUACAAAUGUUGAGGAUCUCGAAGCAACGGAGACUCCGGAAUCCAUCCUCCUAUCCACUGUAUCCGGUGAACAAUCCCGAGACAGGACCGACAGAGCCAUCGUUACGCCAUGGCUGAAGUUCUUAUGGGAGACGUACCGUACGGUACUCGAUAUCUUCAAGAACAACGCUAGGCUCGAGGUCAUGUAUCAGUCGACUGCCCAUCAGGCAUUCCAGUUCUGCUCGAAAUAUGCCCGCAAGACCGAGUUCAGACGCCUUUGCGAGCUUCUGCGGAAUCAUCUGCAGAAUGCUGCCAAGUUUUCAUCUCAGAUGCAUGCCAUCAACCUCAGCGACCCAGACACCCUCCAGCGCCACCUUGACACCCGCUUCCAGCAGUUGAACGUUGCUGUUGAGCUUGAGCUAUGGCAGGAGGCGUUCCGCAGUGUCGAAGACAUCCAUACACUGCUCAGCUUGAGCAAGCGCCCAGCAAAGAACAUUAUGAUGGCCAACUACUUUGAAAAGCUUACUCGCAUCUUCCUGGUCAGCGAGAAUUACCUUUUCCAUGCCGCCGCAUGGAGUCGAUAUUAUAAUCUCAUGCGUCAAUCUGCCGCAGCCGUCGCCUCCGGGCAGAGCCCGAAGAAGGAUAAUCCUGCCGUCUCCGAAGCCGACAUGACCAAAGCCGCCUCCUUCGUUCUGCUCUCUGCCCUCGCCAUCCCAGUCAUCAGUACCUCACGCUCCCGCGGCGCCCUCGUCGAUGUUGAUGAAGCCCGGAAGAGCAAGAACGUGCGCCUCACCAACCUCUUAGGCAUGUCGCAAGCGCCCACGCGUGCCAUCCUCUUCAAAGAUGCUCUCAGCAAGGGCCUGCUCAAGCGCGCCAGAUCCGAGAUCCGAGAGCUCUACAACAUCCUUGAAGUCGACUUCCACCCUCUCUCCAUCUGCAAGAAGAUCAGCCCGAUCCUCAGCGCUAUUGGCGCCGACGCGGACAUGCAGAAAUAUGUGCAGCCGCUCCAGCAGGUCAUCCUGACGCGCCUGUUCCAGCAGCUGAGCCAGGUCUACGAGUCCGUCGAGCUUAGCUUUGUCAUGGAUCUUGCCGCGUUCCCGGAGCCGUUCCAGGUCAACACGGGCAUGAUUGAGAAGUUCAUCAUGAACGGGUGCAAGAAGGGCGAUCUGGCCAUUCGCGUCGAUCACGCGACGGGCGUGCUCACGUUCGACUCGGACGUAUUCUCUUCAGCCAAGGCGCUGCAUCCCGGCUCGGGCGCCGGCAGCGCCGAAGCGGAAGCGGGUUCCGUGCAGAAGCUACAGAGCACUCCUGCGGAGAUUGUAAGGAGCCAGCUUACCCGCUUGGCGAAGACUCUCUACAUCACGUGCCAGUACGUGGACCCGACCUUCAAUGAGGACAGACAGAAGUUAAAGGCCGCGGCGCUGGCGAGAGCCAAGGCGGGCGCAGAGAAGGAGCACGUGGAGACGCUGAAGCGGAGAGAGAUCAUCGACCGCAAGAAACAGGCUGCUAGCUCGCAGCUUGCUGCGAAGCAGAAGGAAGAGGAAACCCGCAAGCGGAUGCGGGCGCAGCAGGCGCAAGAAGCCGAAGCGGAGAGGCUCAGAGAAGAGCAGAAAGCGAGGGAACAGCGCAGGAUCCAGGCCGAGCUGGACCGCGUUAAGCGCGAGGAAAUUGAACGCCAGCUUAAGGAGCUCAAGACGGGUACAAAGGGCGUGGAUGUCGAAAGCCUCGAUGUGAGCGAGUUGGAUGCAGGAAGGAUCCGCGCGAUCAAACUUGCUGCGCUGGAGAAGGAGAAGAAUGAGCUUAGCGACAGGCUGAGGAUCACCGGGAAGCGGAUCGACCAUCUGGAGAGGGCGUUCAGGAGGGAGGAGAUCAAGCAUCUUCCCGAGGACUAUGCGGCGCAGCGUGAGCAAGACUUUGCUGCAUACGAAAAAUUCAAGACCGACACGCUCAGGGAUGCGGAGCAGAAGCACACGGAGGAUGUUGCGCUCAAACACCGACUGGGCCGGUUGGUGGAGAAGUACGAGGGGUUCAAGAAGAACGUGGAGAGAGAGCGGAAGAGCGAAUUCGAGAAGAGAAGAAAGGCGGCGGAUAAGGAGCUGCAGCAGAAGAUGGACGCCCGUCGCCGCGAGUACAGCGAGCGGAAGGCGAGGGAGAGACGUGAGGCGGAAGAGGCGGAGCGCCGUGCCAGAGAGGAAGAGGAACGCCUUGCUCAGGAGGCGGAAGAGAAGGCGCGCGAGGAGGAGGAGAAGCGCGAGAGGAUGAGGGCAGAGAAGGAGGAGAGAGAGAAGAGCAGACGCGAAGCAGAAGAAGCAGCAGCCCGCCAACGCCAACGCGAAGAAGAAGCCCUCGCCCGCCGCAAAGCCGCCCGCGAAGCUUCCACCCGCGUCCCCGAACGUGCGCCCGAACGUGCGCCCGAACGUGUGCCCGAACGCGCCGCCGCGGAGUCGCCAGCCCCAACUGAAUCCCGCGGUCCACCGCGGCUUACCCUCCAACCCAAAUCCGGCGCCCCGCCCAUGUCCUGGCGCGAGCGUGAAGCCCUCAAGAAAGCAGGCCAAUCCCCGGCCCCGACACAGAACCCGACGCCCCCGGUGCCACCAGCGGACGAACGCGUCGCGACGGCUGAGGUGGACCUGCCGCGCAAGACGGGCGGCACUGGGUCUGGGUAUGUGCCGCCGCAUCUGCGCGAGGCUGGAGCGAAGAAGCCGAGUGAGGAUGGUGCGGGUGGUGGGUGGAGGAGCCGGGAGACUUCGAGAAGGGGGGAGAGCCCUGCGCAGGCGGCGGGUGGGAGGUAUCAGCCGCCGGCUCGCGCGGGAGGCGCUGAGACGGAGAGGAAGGGAUAUGUUCCUCCCAGCUUGAGGGGAGGUGAGGAAGGCGCGAGGGAUGCUAGUCCCGCUGCCGCUGGUGCUGGGGAGGAAAGGAGGGAUGGGGGCGCGGAUAGGAAGACGGGUGGGUAUGUGCCACCGCACUUGAGGGGGCGAAGGGGGGAGUAG
Coniosporium apollinis CBS 100218 is the source of this 3594-nucleotide messenger RNA. RefSeq lists its product as uncharacterized. The transcript has 4 exons. Bases 1 to 3594 code for a protein of 1197 amino acids. The record is from RefSeq and is a predicted model, not a curated record. Gene Ontology annotation, molecular function: translation initiation factor activity; mRNA binding. Gene Ontology annotation, cellular component: multi-eIF complex; eukaryotic translation initiation factor 3 complex, eIF3e; eukaryotic translation initiation factor 3 complex, eIF3m. Lineage: Eukaryota; Fungi; Ascomycota; Dothideomycetes. Gene Ontology annotation, biological process: translation reinitiation; formation of cytoplasmic translation initiation complex.